UUGGUCCAUGGGUGUCCACAGAGGUCGGUGUUGGAUAACCCUGCGCGUAAAAGUGUUUAAGCAGUUAUUGUCAACAGCCUAACCUAUUUUUGAAUUGAUGCGUUACAUACUUUUACAGCCUUUGACUUGCCGCGGAUUGAAUAAACAGUUCGUAAGAGCCGAGCAACCGUUGUACGCUGUGUCUGGCUGCUGAUGCAAGGCAUCAGGGAAAGGCGAUGAGCGUGCGAUUUACAGUCAUCUAUAUAAACGCCCGCGCCCCUAAAUAUUUAUGUCUUAACCGUGUCAACUGAACAACCGCUUGAAUCAUUAAACUGGAGUUUCCUGUCUACCACGUACAGACUGACUCCAGACAACCUUGUGCACCUGCCCCUGACUCGCAGGAACUGCUGUCUCGCGCUCAACAUCAGCAAACCGUCGAUAGGUCGGUGCUCGCGCCAGAAAUCAUAAGCACCAGUUACCUCGUGCUCUAGACUGUGGCUGAACCGUAGGAAGGGUCUUGCUUUCAGGCAAAGGUGAGACCGGAGGUGAACAACGCGCCAACUGACAAAAACAGCCUAUUACCCGGAGAAUAAAUGAUACUAGGAUGACAGCUGUGGCGGAGGGCUGCCGAUCCUUGGUGGAUUAAUGGUUAAACGGCUCGGACUGUGAAUGAACCAGACGUGUGCCUCUAGUCUCCUUCAUCAUCCAGAAUGCAUCGUAGGAGGACCUUGAAGGGGCUUGCCCCACAGACCCCAGCCAAGGAACAGUAACCUCCGUCUGGGUCCCACCCCACCCGGAUGGCCUCCCAACCCCCCUGUGAGGCAGCUCGCCCCCGCCCAGCAGAGGAGCAGCCGAGGCUCUUCACCCCCAUCUCUCCCCUCGCUUCAGCCGUAGCUCCAGCCCUCGCUCUGCCCUGUCCAUCUCUGGAAUGAAGACAGCCAGUAGGGCCAGGCCCCGCUCCCCUAGCCCCCGGCCCCGACCACCACGCUCCCCCAGCCCUGGCCCUCAGCUCGUCCAGAUGAGACGCUACAGGCCUGGGGUUGGGGUGUACCCCUUCCUGUUCCCCUCAGUCAUCAGCGCUCUGCCGCUGGCUAACCGGUCGGGUUCUCCCCCCGCACAGCCCUCCAGCAGUAUUAAUACUCCGUCGCCUGCAGCCAUCGAGACCCAGAGCACCAGUUCUGAGGAGCUGGUCCCAAGCCCCCCGUCCCCCCUGCCCCCGCCCCGCGUCUACAAGCCCUGCUUCGUGUGCCAGGACAAGUCCUCGGGGUACCACUAUGGUGUCAGCGCCUGCGAAGGCUGCAAGGGUUUUUUCCGUAGAUCCAUCCAGAAGAACAUGGUCUACACGUGUCACCGGGACAAGAACUGCAACAUCAACAAGGUGACCAGGAACCGCUGUCAGUACUGCCGGCUCCAGAAGUGCUUUGGCGUGGGCAUGUCCAAAGAGUCUGUCCGGAACGACCGCAAUAAGAAGAAGAAGGAGAGUCCCAAGCCAGAGCUGACAGAGAACUACGAGCUGAGUGCAGAACAAGAGGCCAUCAUAGAGAAGAUACGCAAGGCUCAUCAGGAGACCUUCCCAUCGCUCUGCCAGCUGGGGAAAUACACCACGAAGUCGAGUGCGGAACAGCGCGUGAGGCUGGACCUGGGCCUGUGGGAUAAAUUCAGUGAGCUGGCUACUAAGUGCAUUAUAAAGAUCGUGGAGUUUGCCAAACGAGUACCUGGUUUUACAGGACUCACCAUAGCUGACCAGAUCACGUUGCUUAAAGCUGCCUGCCUCGACAUACUGAUUCUACGUAUCUGUACCCGGUACACUCCGGACCAGGACACCAUGACGUUCUCAGACGGGCUGACCCUGAACCGGACUCAGAUGCACAACGCAGGCUUCGGCCCGCUCACCGACCUGGUGUUCACCUUCGCCCACCAGCUGCUGCCCAUGGAGAUGGACGACACAGAGACAGGCCUGCUCAGCGCCAUCUGCCUCAUCUCUGGAGACCGGCAGGAUCUGGAGGAACCCUCUAAGGUCGACCAGCUCCAGGAGCCUCUACUGGAAGCUCUGAAGAUCUAUGUGAGGAAGAGAAGGCCCAGCAAGCCACACAUGUUCCCCAAGGCCCUGAUGAAGAUCACUGACCUCCGCAGCAUCAGCGCCAAAGGUGCGGAGCGGGUCAUCUCGCUGAAGAUGGAGAUCCCUGGCUCCAUGCCUCCUCUGAUCCAGGAGAUGCUGGAGAACUCAGAGGGACAAGACGGCCAGAGCAGCACCCAGGGCGAGGAUGGCAGCAGCCCCAAGAAGGGCACCCCUAAGGGGGGUACGGGGGGUAAACCCUCCCCUGUGUCCCCUGACCCCUCAGAUAGCGAUGGGCCCACAGUGGCCCCUGAGGAGGAAGAGGACCCGUAGGUCCCCGUGGAACUCAAGGGCCUCUCAGACAGACAGACACUCUCUCUAUCUGACAUUCCUUUGCACAAAAAAAAACAAAAAAUAGGUUGACAGCCAGGCAUGGUGGACCCCCUCUCCUCCUCCCCUCAGGCCUUCGGUCCCUUGGUGACCACCACCACCUUUGCUUGUUCUUAUGUUUUCCUUUACGUUUGUUUUUUCCUUCUCUCUCUUUAUCUCCUCAUCUCCCCUUAAAAAACGACAGCACUAAGGCCUAAAAGACCAGUUGUUGGUUUGUGUAUAAUUCUAAAUUGAUUGAGGUUGUGUUUCAGGACUAGGGUGUGAUUGGUCGAGUUGGGUUUGACCCCGUCUGGCCACACCCACUUACCUGUACACAAAGGUCAUAGGUCAUCCUCCUCAGGUCUCCUGUGUAAAUUCACCCCUGCAUGACGGGCUUGCCGAGUUUAAUGCGUGGUUUUGAUCUCCCUCUCUCUCAUAUUGUUGAAUACAUUGUACAUACCAUUUUAUGGUUAGAAAUCUCUGUUUCUAUGAUGAAUUUUGUGGUGCUUUUUUCAUUGUCUUAAAUAUAGUUUGAGGCAAAACAGUACAUACAUGACAAGGUUUAAAGGGGGCCUAAAAUAUAAAGUCCUUUACAAAAACAGUUACAUAGAAUGUUCUUGCAUAUAGACAGUCUGGAAGACUAAUACUUUAUAAUUGUUCCUAUAUUUAAUGUUUGUUUUUUGGUCUUUUAUGACUCUUUAUGUUGAUGUCUCGUUGAGUGUACAUUGCAUUCACCAUAAAGCCAGUGCUAGAGGCUUCUCUCCCGUAUCAGCGGCUGCAUCUCUUCAGCUGUUUCCUCAAGGGGGAAGCCAGAGGCCAUAGAUAUACAAUGACUAGAUUGAAUCUAGAUGUUCAAUUACUAGAUUGGAUCUGUCUACCGCAGAUAACAGCUUGUAAUGUAAUGUACAGGUUUCUGAGGCUAAAAGGCUUCUGAGAUUUUAUCAGAAAAUGACAUUCUAAGAGACAAACCAAGCAGGGAAAUCUCUCUGCUUAAAGAUAAGGGUUGAGCAACACUCAUUGACAAAGACUUUAUUUAACCCAAACUUGCGCCACUGAGAAAUUGAACUGUUGUUUUAAAAUGAAUUUGUUUAUACAGUAUAUUUGAAGAUCCCUCGCAAUUCUCUUGAAAAUUCUCCACCAUCUGUGCAGAGAAAUGCAUUCUUAUUAUAGUAAAAUCUCAAUUGUUUCUCUGAUGCAGUUUCAAUCUAGUAAGUGUACAUUUAUGGCUAACGACAACUACAAGCAUCUGGGCAACACAAAUCGCACAUUGGGUUAUGGGCCAGGGUUUCAUAGGAGUCCUGUACCCCCAGAAUCACUACCUACCCCUUAUAUACAUACAGAAGUGUCUUGCUUUGAUAGUAAACCACAGGGAUGUUGCAAUCCUUAAAAUACAUAUUCAUGAGCUAACCACAUGGCCGAGAAGAUUGUACACUAGACUGUCUGGGAUUCUAGACCCCACUACGCAUUCCUAGUUCUAGAGACAGAAUGACUGACUGUUGCCUUGUUCCUCAGACGGUCUCGUGCAAAACCACAGUGAUGCAAAUGAGAUUCUUUACACAUGACCCUUAGCCCCUAAAACGUGCAGUAAGCUCGGAUAGUGUUCAAUCGGGGUGUUCAGAUAGAGAUAUAUUAUGUAGACAUGCGCUUCUCUGUCAUGUAGAAUAGGGAAUCAUGUCAGUUCUGUAACAAGACAUUUCUAUCUGUAAUGUUACCUCCUGCAGCACUGUUUUCUGUUUUGUCCCACAUCGGCCACUGCAACGGCCCUCCUGAUCUUAUGAAUAUAUUCUUAGUAAAGCUGCUUUUCUUCAGCGCCUAAGGGAUAGAUUCAAUCCAUAGCGCUGAAGAUCUGCUGUAUACUGGGAUUCAAAUUUAAAGGCAAUGUUCCCGCGUUUGCAGAGACUGCAUUCACGUUAAACGCUGCAUAUGUCGGCUCAAUUGGAAAUUACCUUUAACUUUCAAUUGCGUUGUAUACCGCGGAUCUUCACCUCUAUGGCUUGAAUCUAGCCGUAAAUCACUGAGUAGAAUUGGGACACUAUUUAGAAAGUUAAAAGCCUAGAAUACACAUUGAAUAUUGCUCAGUUUGUUCCUUUGUUGUGAAGUGAAACAGUGAUAUUCAGUGUGGAAGCCAGGCUAGGAAGUUAAUACUACAGCUAGGAAGAACUAGGACCUCUUCAGUCCCUUAUCACCUGUCCUAGCCUGGUAGCACUUGUGGUUGAAAGGAUAAGGAUUGAUAAUAUUGUUUACUCAGAUGUUGACUCGUUACUCAACUGUAGCACAAAGGCAUUACUUCCCAUAGCACUUAUAAAUCUUGAAUUUUGAAUAUGUAGCCAAUACAAUGUUAAGGGUGAUGGUAAUAUACAAUAUUCUUUCUCACUCUUACGGGUAAUAAUUUGGCAUAAACUAUGGGUGAUUAUUGAGUCAUUCAUCACAGAGGUAUACUGAUCAGAAGGUUCUUUAUUCUGAAUGGAGGCAAAAGUCAUUGUUGAACCACAAGGGAAUAGAUGACCACUAUAGUCAGUCAGCUAGAACCAAGGUCAGGGUCAAUUCCAAUUGAAUUCUUCCAGUUUAGGAAUGGACUGACUUGAUAUGGAAUUGACCCCAACCCUGGCUAGAACCCUCCAGAAACAUCUCACACACAACCAUCUCCUCCAUAUCUGUCCCACACAUACAUAUCUUAAGGGGAAAACAAAACUGUCUCAGUUUACCAUGUUUGAAUGUGAAUAUGUUGUCGAGGAGUUACAUAGGAAUGAUAUGCAGUGUUAAAGGAAUACUUACUUUAAAGCAGCGUUUCGUCAAAUUCAUUGCAUCUCAUAGUAUGUAUGGAAAAAAGGAAAUGCUCUCUUUCCCUCUCUCUGUAAGGGAGAGAAGGAUGUAGGGGGAAACAAUCCUGGUGGCUCAUCACAAGAGCAGAGUGGGUGAAUCUCAAUAGUCUUCCCUACAUUCCUAUCCAACUUCUCAAAACACAUUGAAGGAAAGGGUGCAGAACCUCAGACCUUCUCCGCCAAUGUGUGUUGUUGAGGAGGUGAGGAAUCAACAAAAGACUUUUUGAGUUUUACCCUGAGUGUCUUUGAAGCUGGAAAAGUUAUUUCACAGCUGAAGAAUGUCUACAUCCAACUCCCUAAAGUGUCCACAGCGCUGCCUACAGGCAGGUGACACGGCAGGGAACUCGAUCCAUUCCACAAUACUGAAUUUACUAUGUUGAUUUCUGUUGAAUGUCGUACCGAUGUAACUGUUAAUAUUUACUACUACUAUCUCACUGCAGACUCCAUGUAUUAGAUGGUGUGUGUGUGUAGUGUGCAUUGCUUUUCAAUGAAUGGCAGCGCUUAGCUACCUGACCUCUGAGCUUCAUCUCAUAGCCAGCCCCUCUUGGGUAGCAGCUGCUCACCUCCACACCAUUUAGGACCAAGUGGUCUCAGAACCUGAGCAUGGUUUGCAAAAUUCCAGAAAUGUUCCCAAAAUGCCCUUUUUUUUAAAGGAAUCAUGGUUGGAGGUUUUUCGGAAUCUGGAGGUAAUAAGCUAAAGGAAAUUCCAACGUGGAACAUUUUGCUUUGUUUUUUUACGGAAUUUUGGAAACAUUUCCGGAAUUUUGAAACCCUAGUUGCCCCCAAUGUCAUCGAUGAUCAAACGACAGAGAUGCUUUCCACGCUUUAGUUGGAAUGCCAAGCAGCUGUCACAAUCAACCAAUCAACUGACAGCAAUUUGGUUCAGUCAUUAACGGAAUAAGAUCAAUACAUGUGGAUCGCGUUCAGGAAGGGGGCAAUUUACUAAACAUCGCAGAUAGAAAUACACUGAAUAGAGCUAGCAUGAUGAUUCCAUACUUUUCAAAUCAGUGGUGUAUGUUCUACGCAACAUAUUUCUAUCCGAAUGUACCGCAAUGCUGUGUGCCCUACUGAACGGGGCUCAUGAUCCAACUAUUCCGUAGAAGCCAGAGAGAACAUGAUUGUGAACCUAAAAAAAUGUCACCAACGAAAGCAGCUCUGUUGUUAUGCCUGUUCAAAAAAGUGUCAAUGUUCAAAAGUUUAACAUUUACAGAUAAUGCCAUUGGUAUGAGAAAAAUAUCAUUGUCAUCAUAUAUGCAGUGUUGUAUAGUUAUUAUGAAGAGACAUGAUCAAAUUUUGGUUGAGGUUUCUUUGGCUUACUGGACUUGAGGGUGGGCAGGGCAGCAGGGAGGGGUUGUCAUGGUGAUAAUACAUUUACCCAGAACUUCCUGCUGGCCUGGUGGGAAGAGGGCAGGAAGUCCUUAUAAAGGAGGUUUACAGUGAGCUUCUAUCUUGUUUUCAUUCUCCAUUUUCAAUAUUGUCUGUACAUUAACAAUGCUUUUUAUGUUAAUAUACUGUUUAACUUUACCAUGAAAUGUCCUGGCAAAGUAAUACAAAUAUAUUUAUUUUAAAAUACAUAAUGCGUGGAUGUAUUAUAACCUGAAUAUUUUGAUUUACUGUAACCUCAAAGCCUUGAAUACUGUGUGUGUUUGUGUAUAUAUCAUG
This is a messenger RNA of Salvelinus fontinalis (brook trout), 6888 nucleotides long. RefSeq names its product retinoic acid receptor beta-like. Bases 908 to 2368 code for a protein of 486 amino acids. Gene Ontology annotation, molecular function: nuclear receptor activity; RNA polymerase II cis-regulatory region sequence-specific DNA binding; zinc ion binding. Gene Ontology annotation, cellular component: nucleus; transcription regulator complex. Lineage: Eukaryota; Metazoa; Chordata; Actinopteri; Salmoniformes; Salmonidae. The record is from RefSeq and is a predicted model, not a curated record. The transcript is spliced from 9 exons. Gene Ontology annotation, biological process: regulation of transcription by RNA polymerase II; retinoic acid receptor signaling pathway; cellular response to corticotropin-releasing hormone stimulus.